This is a messenger RNA of Danio aesculapii, 1713 nucleotides long. RefSeq names its product elaC ribonuclease Z 2 (gene elac2). The record is from RefSeq and is a predicted model, not a curated record. Gene Ontology annotation, biological process: mitochondrial tRNA 3'-end processing. Gene Ontology annotation, molecular function: 3'-tRNA processing endoribonuclease activity. Gene Ontology annotation, cellular component: mitochondrion. Lineage: Eukaryota; Metazoa; Chordata; Actinopteri; Cypriniformes; Danionidae.
AUGUUCACGUAUAGAGACGCUAUCCCAUCCUGCGACUCUGAGGAGUUUGUGAAGGAAGCCGCUAAAGUGCCAAACUUAGCGGAGGUUGAAGAGUGCAGGAAGUUCCAGGCGACUGCAUCCGUCUCCUCGUCUGGUGAGAAGUUUCCAGAAAUCGUGUUUUUGGGCACCGGCUCCUCUCUGCCUAUGAAGAUCAGAAACGUCAGUGGAACUUUAGUGAACAUUAGCUCGUCUCAGUCUCUUUUGUUGGAUUGUGGGGAGGGAACGUUCGCUCAGAUGUGCCGACAUUACGGAGACGAUGUGGACGAGAUGCUCUCCAAACUCUCCACCAUCUUUGUGUCGCACCUUCACGCAGAUCAUCACACGGGUUUGAUUCAGUUAUUGUUGGAGCGAGAGCGAGCGCUGAAUAGUCUAGGUAAAGCGAUCAGUCCUGUGUACCUGAUCGCUCCCGUCCAGAUCAUGUCGUGGUUAAACCAGUAUCACGACCACUGCCAGCAGAUCCUCAGCCAGAUCAAUAUAAUCCCAUCAAGGUUUCUGUGUGAUGGCACUGACAGCCCCAAAGUCAAGACCAAGUCCUUCAUUCAGGCAGUGCUGAAGAAAAAUGAGCUGUCCAAGUUUCAGACAUGUUUUGCUCGCCACUGUAAGAACGCAUUUGCCUGCAGUUUAACACACGAGUCUGGAUGGAAACUGGUGUUUUCUGGAGACACCAUGCCUUGUGAUGCGCUUGUUAAUAUAGGCAAAAACGCAACUCUUUUGAUUCAUGAAGCCACGCUGGAGGACGGGAUGGAGGACGAGGCCUUCGAGAAGAGACACAGCACCACGUCUCAGGCUAUCGGCAUCGGGAUGAAGAUGAAUGCUGGAUUCAUUGUUCUGAACCACUUCAGUCAGCGCUACGCUAAGAUCCCUCUUUUCAGCGACGACUUCGACAACAAAGUGGGCAUCUCCUUCGACCACAUGAGGAUCCAGUUUGGUGAUUUCCCAAUGCUUCCUCGGCUCAUUCGGCCUCUGAAGGCGCUAUUUGCGGAGGAGAUUGAAGAGAUGGAGGAAAGGAGAGAAAGAAGAGAGCUGAAGAAGAGCUUUGAGCCGCCGGCCAAUGGAGAGUCAGGAAAGAGCAAAGCUGCAAAGAGACAACAAGAAGACCAUAAUCAGGACACUGCCGUCAAACGACUCAAAGCUAAUUGAGGAGCAGCCAGUCAGGAUGAGGGUUUGAGCAAUCUGACCAAUCAGAACGCACGAUGGAGAACACCGAACCAAUGGGGGUGUGUUCUUAAAAUAUAAAAUACAUCCAUACUGGGUAAUAGUCUGCAGUGUCUGACUGAAGAAGGUGAGAUUAAAGCAGACGGAGAUUAAUUUUGAGUUUGAAGCGUGAUAUUAAAUAUAUAGUUUAUCGAUCAGAUCUGGAGUCGUUCCCAUUGCUAUUGAUUCUGCUUCAAGCCUGGAGGCUGCUGGGAAUAAAGUGAGCUACCUUUUACUUUUUAUUUGGAUUCUGUUUUAAUUCCUGCCCUCCAGCCUCCUGAAGCAGAAACUUUUCGGCUCUGGAGAAAAACGCUGUGUUUGGGAUUUUGGUUUGGGAGAGUGUGAAGUGAGUGCAGUGAUGUUUUGAAAAGGCACUUGUAGAUUUUCUGUAUUUAAUAUUUAAUUUUAUGUCCAUGAAGAAAUGGCUGAUCGGCUUAGGCUUUUCCAAUUAUUUUAGGGAAAUAAACAAAUGCUUGAUAA